GCCGCGCCCGGCCGCAGGCGCCACCAGUCCGUCGGCGCCAUCGUGCAGGCCAUCGAGAACGGCGAUCGUCGCGAGCCGCCCCGGCAACCAGAUGACGUCAUCAAGCCCACGGAGGAGAUGGGCCCGCUUUACGCUCUGCUUUCAAAGGACAGGUCAUCACUGGAGGUUAGGACUGUCCGAACCGUUAAAAGAGAAUCACAACAGCGCCAAAAGGAUAGAACACCACGCUCUGCCGAUAAUGAGGGGCCGAUUUCUCCUGAGAACAACACAGCAUAUGAUGAGCGGCCGCAGGACGUCUCCAAGGAAAUCGAGGCAAGGGAUCCACAUCUGUAUCGCGCAACGUCUCUCCCGAGGGGCUACUGUAGAAGAUCGGGCAGUGAGCUGGACUUCCUGACUGAAACCUCUCCCCAGCAACGGCACCAACUGCUGAAGCGGCUCGUCGACAAGCACGGCUCGUCGCUGGAGGAGCCCCGCGUGGAGCGGACCAAUCUGAGAUCCGCCUCUAGCACGUCCGACAUAGUGCGGGCGACUCGGCCCGGGCCGGGUCUCAGCUACGACGGCGACACCAUAGACCGGCUGCUGGCGCGGCCGCAGAAGAUACACAUCCCCGAGCGCUACGUCCCGGAGCUGGAGCUGGAGCCGAUGACGGCCGAAGAACGGCUUCAGAGAAGCCGGAAAGCGGCGUCCAUCAGGAAAAUGCUGACUCAAAGUACCGGGUUUUUGGAUAGCAUUUGCUUCGGCUGGUAA
Molecule: messenger RNA, 747 nt
Organism: Pollicipes pollicipes
Lineage: Eukaryota; Metazoa; Arthropoda; Thecostraca; Pollicipedomorpha; Pollicipedidae
Exons: 4
Coding region: 118-747 (209 amino acids)
Source: RefSeq, a predicted model, not a curated record